Molecule: messenger RNA, 721 nt
Organism: Podarcis raffonei (Aeolian wall lizard)
Lineage: Eukaryota; Metazoa; Chordata; Lepidosauria; Squamata; Lacertidae
Product: avidin-like
Exons: 4
Coding region: 36-530 (164 amino acids)
Molecular function (GO): biotin binding
Source: RefSeq, a predicted model, not a curated record
GGCUCGAGGGGGACAUUCUCUUGCCGGCAUCGAGGAUGGCGCAGCGCACGGUCUCUCUGGGCGGCAUGGCAGGCUUGGCGCUCCUGGGCGCCCUUCUCUCCCUCUCGCCAGCCUAUUCACUGGCGCUGGACGUCCAGAGGAAAAGCCAGACUCCGGCCAAGUGCAACCUGGCGGGGACGUGGGUGAACGAUCUGGGCUCCAAGAUGGUCAUCGGGACCACCAACGAGGACGGCCAGUUCUCGGGCUCCUACCUGACCGCAGUCUCGGCUGUCACCGACGCCACCAUCCAGGAGUCGCCUCUGCACGGCAGGCAGCACCACACCAACCGGCGCGCCCAGCCCACCUUCGGCUUGACCGUCAGCUGGUCCUUCUCCGACUCCACCACCGUCUUCGUGGGGCAGUGCUUCGUGGACGAGAAGGGCGAGGAGACCCUGGAGACGACGUGGCUGCUGCGGGAGGAGGUGGCGACGCACGCCGACGACUGGAAGGCCAACCGGGUUGGCAAGAACGUCUUUGUACGUGUCAAAUAAAAAGGAACCAGGAUCUGGGCCUGCUUCUGCUACUCAUGCGUAGGACCAGCUAGAAGAUGGCUCCCCCUCCCUCUGCACUCCACCAGCACUGCCCCUCUGGCCUCUUCUAUGGGGAAAGGCAAAAAUCCCCCCUCAGGGUUGUGUGUGUGCAUGUACGUUGUGUGCCCCCCUUCUGGUCACCCCCCCACCAG